Messenger RNA from Anopheles merus, 1129 nucleotides. RefSeq lists its product as uncharacterized. Lineage: Eukaryota; Metazoa; Arthropoda; Insecta; Diptera; Culicidae. The record is from RefSeq and is a predicted model, not a curated record. The transcript is spliced from 2 exons. The coding region runs from base 341 to 1126 and encodes 261 amino acids.
UCUACAUUCAUAACAUUAUCCACUAUAUGAAACAAAUUAGUUGCAGAAAAAAACAGGUUUGUUGUUUUUGUGUGUCACUGUUCGCGCACACGCGCGAAAACGUGAAACAAUAGUAAUCAAAAUUUCCAAAGAAUGAAAACCACACCAUUCGAUCACCCGUUUUUUGUUUGUUUGGUGUGAAGUAAAACGAAAGACCGUGCAAAAAUUGAUAAAAAUGCCUGUAAGUAAUCUAAAACAUGUCAUUGUAUAUGGUCAACAUAUGGGUUAAUAUAUUAUUAUUCACUGAUUUAAGGACAAGCGCAAAACUACAACCAAACGACAGUUUGAGGUACUUAUUGCCAUGAUUGAAGGUAAUGAAGGUGUAGCCGGUGAUCGCAUCAAAGGAUCUUGUAAAUUUUGGCAGGAAGUGACGGUAAAACUCAACGAAUUGGGACCCCCUAUCAAAGAUAUAUCGGGAUGGAAAAAAGUUUGGGCGGAUUAUAAAUCUGCUUUAAAAAAGAAGCUUUCAUUUAAUAAUGCGGAAUACAGAUCGACCGGAGGGGGACCGUGCUCCUUGCGCAAUUUUAAUGCCCUGGAGCAGAAAGUUAUUGAAGUGCUCGAUAUGCAACGUUCAGUGGUCGGAACACCUGACGUUCCACCAAUGGGUCUAGCAGAAAGUGAAGAUUCAAUCGAAAAUGAAUGUUUGAAUAUCAGCCCAGAAGUAACAGAGCUCGUUACAUCCGGAGCAUGUAAUCGGGACAGCGGACAUCAACCAACUUCUGCCCAAAUAAUUGACCAAGAGGUUGAAAUCGAAGAGGUUCCUGUUACUACAGAACCAGCUCGUAACAGCAGGCGAAAGAGACGCACAUUGGCGGAGCAAAACUUGUUGGAGUUGCGUAAAUUCAAUGUGAUUCAACAAAAAAUACUCAACGUUAAAAUCGAAAAACAAGAAACAAACAAAGCUAGGUUAGAAACUGAAAAGGAACAUGCUAAAAGGAAAUUUGAACUAAAACAAAAGGCAAUGGAAAUGCAACAUGAAUUGGCAAUUCAGGAUUUUCAACUGAGGAAGGAAAUUGCCGAAAAGGAGCUAGAGUUAAAAUAUGCUAAAUUAGAGCAAAUUAGUAACGCAAAUCAGCCCAGGCAUUAAUUA